AUGGAAAAUUUAAUUCCUAAUGAUUCUGCUUCCAGUAUUUCUAAUGAUUCUACUUCUAGUACUUCUAAUAAUUCUACUUCUAAUAUUCCUAAUGAUUCCACUUCUAGUACUCCUAAUAAUUCCAUUUCUAGUAUUUCUAAUGAUUCUACUUCUUGUACUCUCAAUAAUUCUAUUUCUAGUAUUCCUAAUGAUUCCACUUCUAGUACUCCUAAUAAUUCCACUUCUAAAGAUGUAGAUAAUUCAAUAGUAGACAUGGUUGUUGCGACAGGAAUAUCCUUUAAUGUCCUUAAUAAUCCAUUUUUUCAUAGAAUGACUAAAAAUCUUCACUACAUUACCUAUUUAUAUAAAAUUCCACACCCAACUACAAUAUCACAACAUCUUACUGGCAAUAUAUUUGACUCGAGAUUAAAAUUUAUUAAAGAUAUAUUGGCCAAAACUUCUGAAAAAAUUUCACUCAUGUGUAACAGAUGGUACUCAACCAUUCAUAAGUGCCAUUAUACUGUUAUUACAGGAUCCUGGAUGGGUGAUAAUUGGAAAAUAGUUAAUAUUGUUCUAAGCUUUCAAAAGACAGGGCAAACAGCAAAUGAAAUAAUAUUAGCAAUCAUGAACACAUUAAAAAAUUAUUCUAUUGGAAAAAAAUAUUUGCACUUAUGA
Molecule: messenger RNA, 654 nt
Organism: Dentiscutata heterogama
Lineage: Eukaryota; Fungi; Glomeromycota; Glomeromycetes; Diversisporales; Gigasporaceae
Source: the annotation of a GenBank genome assembly